AUGAAACCAGCUGCAGCCAGCAAACGCAAAGCUUCUGAGAUUGAAGAACCACAAACUUUACAGAAAUUGAUAGCGAUGAUGAAAGACUUCAAAUGGUCGAUCAAAAUUGUGAUCAAGUCCGUCGCAAAAUUUGUAGUUUCCUCGAGACCGGGUAUAAAACCUCAAAAGAAGGCAAAAGUCAGUAAAGCCGAAGAAGCGAAGAAGUUCGAUGUCUCCGCCAUCAAGCUCGAUGGAGAAUCUACCACUUCUGUCCCUGUCCACGACAGCUGCGAUGAAAUCCGUAAGAAGAUAUCAGCCUACCUUCGUGAGCCUGGUUUCACCCAAGCUGCUUUUCUCCGAGAGAUCGCAAAGACCUAUCCUGAGGAAAAGAAAAUCCAAUCCAAGGUCUUGAAUGAUUUCUUGAGCAAGAAGGGUGCAACCGCUGGCAAUACUAGUUCCGCGUACUAUGCUUCGUAUGUUUUCUUUGAGAAAAUUCGCCUUGGAGAUGGAAAGCCAAAGAGUAAGCAUAGAGAGGAAAUGGAAAAGCAGUGGGCAAGCGAAGGUAGUGUCGAUACGAAGACCUCAAGUUCUCGACCCUAUUUUUGCCAUUGUCAGUGA
Molecule: messenger RNA, 597 nt
Organism: Sclerotinia sclerotiorum 1980 UF-70
Lineage: Eukaryota; Fungi; Ascomycota; Leotiomycetes; Helotiales; Sclerotiniaceae
Exons: 3
Coding region: 1-597 (198 amino acids)
Source: RefSeq, a predicted model, not a curated record